Messenger RNA from Cooperia oncophora, 267 nucleotides. NCBI's taxonomy places the organism in Eukaryota, Metazoa, Nematoda, Chromadorea, Rhabditida, Trichostrongylidae. The record is from the annotation of a GenBank genome assembly.
AUGAGUUUCCUAUUCCUUCACCGAUUUUCUCAGAACAAUACACCUUUGGACUGGUUGACAGAUGACUGCCAACUACACGGGUUCCAUUGGCGAGCUGGAGCCAAGCGUGACACGCUCGGUGUGUGGGUAUGGGGCGAGCCGAUCAUGAUUGAAGCAGCUUCUGGAGAGAUGUACGCCAUGGAUACUCAAGGAACUUUUGACAACACAUCUACUUAUCAACAAUGCCUCACCAUUUUUGCCCUGUCCACUAUCGUCAGUUGUGUUCAG